Molecule: messenger RNA, 1521 nt
Organism: Plasmodium inui San Antonio 1
Lineage: Eukaryota; Apicomplexa; Aconoidasida; Haemosporida; Plasmodiidae
Exons: 3
Coding region: 1-1521 (506 amino acids)
Source: RefSeq, a predicted model, not a curated record
AUGAACCAGAAGGUAAUUUGGAGGGGAAUCCCUAGGCAUCCUGCCCCUCGAGGCCUAGCAUGUGAUAACACAAAUCAGUCGAGGUUCUGUUUCCGGUUAGAACAGCUCCCACCGAAGCAAGACAGAAUAGGUAUGGGGGUGAGUCAGUGGAUAAGCACAGUGGAGGGACAGGCGAAGGAUUAUAAAACCCAGAACGAGGGAUAUAAAAAAGGGACUCUCGUCACAGACAAAGAAGGACAACCAGUCGAAUGGGGGGAUAUUUUGGAUAAUAUAAUACAAUGGUGUUUGAAGAGGGCAAAGGAUAAACCCAAUAAUACCAGCACAGAUAAAUAUCUGGGUCCGGCGGAAAGGAGACUAUGGAAGGGACUGAUGGAUCAAAACGAGAGUCUACAGUGCAACGCCAAUAGCACGUGUCAGAAGAUGUUGUAUCUGAUUGGAUGCAUAGUUUACUGGUUAUGGAAGGAUGAUAUGAGACUCAUAGACAAUCACGACCACGUUUGGGGGCCGUGUAACAAAUUGAGGGAGAAAAUUUUGGACCCACAAAACACAAUAGGUCUCGACCCAGCAAACACUUGGAGCAUAAUCGACAGGUAUAAUCAGAGAUGUCAAGUCGAUACAGGAUUUAAAUACUGCAGAAUGGAAGGGUUAAGUCUCGUAAUAAGUGUAGUCCAGGCACUGACUGACUUGUGCCCUAACUGUCCCUUAACAGGUCUAAAAGAAAUCUUCGGGGGGCUCGUGACGAUGAGCCAAGAACAACAGCUCUAUUGUAGAAUGCAAGCAACACCUUACCCAUUCUGUGUCGUAGAUGCAGCCCCAAAAGAAUCUGACUUGAAGUUAAUUUCAGGAGGUGAGGAGGCAGUAAAACUCAAUAAGGACGAUGACCGAAGGAACGCCCUCCCUCUAAGCGCAGAUACCGUGUUAUCCGAGCCAGGAGGCACAACAACAGCCCCAGCGUCUGGCGGCCGGAUAGCAGGGAAAGAAGCGAGGCAACCUGACCACCUCCGAGCUCGAACAGAAAAGGCCGCCAUCUCCGAGAAGGAGUCUGCCUUAACGGAUGAACAAACAAAAUCGAGCAGAGCUCCAGGUGGAGUUCAACCUGGAAAGGAGGAUCCAACUGUCCAGGGGCCGGACCCCCACACAGAGGGAGGCGUCGCACUCCCAAGUAACGGUUCGGACCAUCAGGAGGGUAAAGAGCAGACGAGUCCAGGUAUGACCCAGCAAGUGCGGCCCGACGGCAGGAUUGGGACAGGCUCAGGAGAAAUCGUAGGAGUGACAGUAGGGGUUGGUGUGAUGUUGCUUGCUUCAGCAUAUGGUUUGUAUCGUAUUUUUGGAGCUAGUCGAUCGAUCGGGACAGGAGGAUUAAAGGCAACUAAGCGGACAAAGACUAGAAGUCAACUCAACAUCAAUGCAGAUCGUUCCCUCUACAGGCAGUCAAGAGGCAGCGGAAGGGGAAAACAACCGGAUCCCGGGGGCCCAGGAACAAGCCAGGGAUCCAGCGGCCUCACUUGUCUGAAUUCCUGA